AUGCCGAUCCGAAGGUCGUUCGCUCCGGGCACUGCCCAGCCGAACAAGCGGCACUCGCGCUUGGACCUCACCCCGGACAUGAUCAGCGGGCCCAUGGGUGACUUCCGGCACACGAUGCACGUGGGCCGCGGCGGGGACGCGUUCGGCGACACGUCCUUCCUCAAAUCCGACUCGAAGGCGCCGGACGAGGCUCCCCCACCCCCGCCCGACGCCGUUCCUCCGCUCCCUCCGGGGGGCACGCGUACCUGGGCGGCGGUACCCGAGGGGGACGAGCGCGAGCAGCAGCCGGCACUGCCGCCUCAGCCACCGCCACCCAAGAAGGAGAGCUUCCUGGCGCGGACGCUGCGCGCGAGCAAGCGGUCGCUGUCGGCCAGCCGGCGGAGCAGCCGCGCCUGCUCACCGGCGCCGUCACGCCCCCUCUCCCAGAGCGGAUCGCUCCCCCAGCUGCAGCAGCAGGACACGGGCGAGGGCGUCGGCGGCGUUGGCGGCGCCGAAGACCGCGGCGCCGGAGGCCCGGGCGUCCGCGCGAGCCUCACGCGCAGCGAGUCGGCCGAGGGGCCCCCGUCCCAGCCCAUGUUCCCCGUGAAGCAGAGGCCACCGCUCGUGGGCCAGCGGCUGCGCCCGUCGCACACCGACGGCGGAGGCGGCGCGGGCGGCUCGGGCCCCGUCAGGGCCGACCACCGCAUCUUCGGCGAGGGCGGCGGCGGCAGCAGGGCGAACGGCGUUGCACGGGGCGGCUCGGUUCCCGACAGCCCCCCGCCGAUGCUGAAGCACGCCGAGUCGGUGCUGUCCUUCCACGUGGACCUGGGCCCCUCCAUGCUGGGGGACGUCCUCGGCGUCAUGGAGAACGAGAAGUUCUUCCACGGCGGUGGCGGCGGUAGCUGCUGCGACGACGACGACGAGCCGCCUCUUCAAAUCGACGAGAACCUGGAGUUUCUCGCACGGAAGACGACGCGGUCGUGGGGCUCUUGUCCGAGCCUUUGGCCCCACGCUGGGAGGGCAGGUUCGGGGGCGGCGGCCACGCGAUCUCGGGGGCGGAAGCCGGCGCAGGGCCCAAAGAGGACGAUGAGGACGACGACGACGACAGCUCAUCGCGGCCUCCGUCGACUCGGUGCUGCUGUCGCCCACCACCGUCCGCACCCAGGUGUUUGGCGACACGGAUGA
Messenger RNA from Callorhinchus milii (elephant shark), 1164 nucleotides. RefSeq names its product cdc42 effector protein 4-like. Bases 1 to 1164 code for a protein of 387 amino acids. The transcript has a single exon. The record is from RefSeq and is a predicted model, not a curated record. Lineage: Eukaryota; Metazoa; Chordata; Chondrichthyes; Chimaeriformes; Callorhinchidae.